AUUAGCAUGAGUUUCGAACAAUUUGGAAUCCUCACAGGAAUACAAUACCCAGUGUCUUUCGGCGAAUCCAUGCUCCAGCUAGCAAACGGCGAAACUCACCCGGACGUAUCGCUUCAUUCAUUUCAAUACCAUUUUAUGAAACAGUCCAUAGACAGAACGAAGCCCGCCUCCAUACUGGUCACAUCGGAUAACUCGGUCGAAAAAUGCGUAAUCGAAUUUAAGAAUUCAUCUGGACAAACAGCUGGUAUUUUCAAAGGAAACUUAGUAAAACACCAACCAAAGGAAUGUGUACUCAUCUUUGAUGGUACACAGUUUCGAAUCGAGCACACCGUCUCUGGUGCUAUAGGGCUCAAAGAUAGUCUUGGUCACUUUGACCGCCAUGGCACCAGGCAUGCCAAAGUCCCCGACUCAAAUGAGGCCGUUCUUUCUAAUUCUUUGCCGCUGCAAAAAACGUCCCCUACCCACGCGAGCAGUCCAAAUCUAUCUGAUUCGGGCGAGGCGAAACAGGCAGACGCCUCCAAAAAAAUGAAGUUCGUGUUGCCGACUAGCGAACCAAGUCAAUCAGAACCGUCAUCUCCGCUCAGCGGAACUUCCUCAGAUGCGGCUGCCAAUCAGAAACCUAUUAAAAUCACUUUUUCGAAGAGGCCCAGAAAUGGCCAACCUUAUCCCUGCAAGGCCUCCCCCGUCAACGCGGUUUCUCCCAGCAUGCUGUCACCUGUCGAAGAAAGUGAAGUCCCUAGUUCAGCAACCAGAAACCCGUCCGAUACAGCUGAGCACCCUGCUCAGAAUCAGGACUACUUUAACUCUAGCACUCGACCCAACGAGGGAAUAUGCUUGGAAAAUUUAGAUAUAGCCAGACAGAUCGAUAGUUCAGACGAAGACAGCGACGAUAAUAGUUUUGACAGCUCUGAUUCAAGUUCUGAUUGAGGCAGCUUCUCUCUCCUUUGCGCAAACACCACUGACGCGGGAAGCGUCAAGAAAGAAACAACGCCUGAUCUGGCAUUCUUUUGCCAAUACCCUCGAUGGAGUCAGAAAUUGUGCGAAACUUUUACACACAGCUCUUUGACAUCUUCCGGAAAUGAAGACGCCCGCUAAAAUCUCUUUCCGCACAUGCUCCUCUCAUUUCACUUUCCACACAGAUAGACUUGACUCAGAGAUACCUGCGCACAUCACGCUCUACCCGAUGAAGGCAUUUCUAGCUUACAAAACCCUCAGUUGUUCACGAGACGCGAGAGCACGCAAGUCAGUGCGCAAGAUGGCCACUGUUUCUAUAUCCGUCACUCUGGUCGAGCCAUUACUGUGCUCCUUUGUGUAAUCUCUUCAUGCUAAUCAUCUUCAGAAAAGCUGAAGUGCACGACACUCUACGAAGACAAAGCAUCUGUCGCGGCGCACCACCUCUUUUCAAGGUCUGCCCUUCCUAUGGAGGCUUCGACAAAAAACGAAGCCGGCAAUUAAUACGGGCUUCUGUAAAAACGUUUUUUUCUUUUUUUCAUUUUCAUCGAAUAUCUUUUUUUCCGUCACUUUCUGAUCGUGAACAAAACCGGCACAUGUCGCGAUGACUCAGCUCAAGAAAACGAAGAACCGACGAAAACGCAAGGUAUGAAGGCGCGACUGAAAAGGUUUUAUUUUGUUCGGUCUCGGGUGAAGCCCUUUUGUUGUUUUAUCCGCCUUUUCGAAAGCGAACAGGAGAGCGGUCAGAAACGGAAAACGAACAGGGCGCAUUGGAACCACGUGAAUUGUGUUUCAUUUUCAGACUUGGUCGGAACUGGCCCCUUUGGCCCCUUGAACACCUGUUUGUUGUGAUAUCAUUCUUUUUGCUCACAAAAACGUUUAUUUUUCCUGCGUAAAAGUUUUUGAGCGUUGAUGACAAGAUAGCAGCCAUCGACACAGACAUUUUUCACUCGGCCUCUAUAACCGACGAGCAGUUUGAGCUAGAAGAGAAUGAGACCUACACUUCAAGGGACUUGCAAUCGUGGUCUGCGCGCACAAGCACUCCCUCUUUCAUGCAAAUGAAUAAAAAGCUUAAACGCCUUACAUCUUCUC
Schistocerca gregaria is the source of this 2043-nucleotide messenger RNA. RefSeq lists its product as uncharacterized. Gene Ontology annotation, cellular component: super elongation complex. Gene Ontology annotation, molecular function: transcription elongation factor activity. The coding region runs from base 7 to 927 and encodes 306 amino acids. The transcript has 3 exons. NCBI's taxonomy places the organism in Eukaryota, Metazoa, Arthropoda, Insecta, Orthoptera, Acrididae. The record is from RefSeq and is a predicted model, not a curated record. Gene Ontology annotation, biological process: positive regulation of DNA-templated transcription; regulation of transcription elongation by RNA polymerase II.